Messenger RNA from Thalassophryne amazonica, 2082 nucleotides. Its product is annotated as GRIP and coiled-coil domain-containing protein 1-like. Gene Ontology annotation, cellular component: Golgi apparatus. Lineage: Eukaryota; Metazoa; Chordata; Actinopteri; Batrachoidiformes; Batrachoididae. The coding region runs from base 169 to 2082 and encodes 637 amino acids. The record is from RefSeq and is a predicted model, not a curated record. The transcript is spliced from 8 exons.
GACGAACACGUCGCUGCUGCGGUUUGUUCGAUCCGGAUCAGUUGCUUACUGAUGCGGUUCUGCUCAGCUGUGCUCUGUUUGACCGGAUCAAGUCCAAGAUGAGGGAUCUCCGCUAAGAUUGGUUUUCCCAUUUUCUGGGUUUAAAGACUGACAGUUUCAGCAGCUGACAUGGAUAAAUUUGGGAUGAGUUUUGGGGGUGGCCCCAGCAAAAAGGAGCUCCUGGACAUGAUUGAGACUCAGAAAAAACAGCUGGUCCAAUACCAGACCCGCUUCAGGGAUGUGGUCCGGGCCUACAAGAGUCUUCUGAAGGAGAAGGAGGCUCUGGAAGCCAGUCUGAAGGUCCUGAGUGUGUCUCAGGAGGUGGACCUCAGUCAGUGUGGCGGGAACAUGGUUGCUGCUGAGCUGGCGGAGGACCACUGCUCCCUCCACAGCGAGGACAGUCUAGACACCGCUGCCUCGCUGGAAACGGCCACCAGUAUUAACAGCGAGGGCGCCAGCAGGGGCGAGCAGGCCGAGGACGAGCAUGAAUCAGAGCAUGGAGACACCGCGGAGCCUGAGAGCAACACCGAGGGGACGGCGGCGCUGCAGCCCGUCAGCAGAGUGCUUCAGCUGAAGAGCCAGCUCAGCACGCUGACCAGCUCUCUGGCCACCGUCACGCAAGAAAAGUCACGGAUGGAGGCCAGCUUUCAAGCGGACAAGAGGAAACUGAAGCAGGAGCUGGAGGAGCUCCAGGAGCAGCUGGAGGCCAGCGAGAGGCAGUGGGAGGCGGAGUUAGCAAGUCUGCAGGAACAGCUGGUGGAGAGCAAAGCUCGCGUCAUCACUCAGCAGCACGAGAGGGAACAGGAGCAGGGCGACCACGCCCUCAUGCUCCGAGAGCUGCAGAAGCUCCUGCAGGAGGAGCGAGGCCUCCGCCAAGACACGGAGCUCCGCUUGGAGGACACCAACACCGCACUGCUCGAAGCUAUGCAGGCAGCCAAAGAGGGCGCCGCGCUCCGGGACCAGCUGGACAAGGUGAGCGAGCAGCGAGACGAGGCGCUGAGAAGACUCCAGGAGACCGAGGCGGAGAAGAACCAACCGGACCCGCGAGUGGAGGAGCUGCAGAUGAAGCUCGAGCACUUGAAGGACCAGUACCAGCAGCAAGUCCACCACGAGAUCAGAAAGGUAACACAGCACAGUCCCGUCCUCAUUCUUGUCUUCUGCUGUCUCUGCCUCUUUUCUAAAGUUUGUCUGCCACCAACUGGCCAGGAGUAUGUAUUACCGCCUUCUGUUCUACAGUUUGACAAGCAAGCUGGUCAGGACAGCAAGACGCUCCAGUCACUCAAGGUAGCUUUAGCCUCCUUGCGAUCUGCGACUUUGAAGGAGCAGCGCACCUUCAUCGAGGCAGUUUUUGAAGACCAUCUGGAUUCCACUGAGACUGAGCAAGAAACUCCAACACUAGCUGCGGUUACAUGGACCAAAGUAAACCUGGACCUCACCUCCAUGCCAGCUUGUUAUCAUGACCUGGCUCUAGUCUUCAGCAAAUCCAAGGCUAAGUCUCUACCUCCUCAUUGUGAAGGGGAUUGUGCCAUAGACCUUCUUCCCGGGACCACGCCACCUAGAGAAGACAUCCUAAUUUUCUCCCCCAAUGAGGAUACCCACAGUAUGCAUGUCCGUACGGUACUGCAGCGUCUGCUGCAACACCGGUUAUAUGUCAAGAUGGAGAAAUGUGAGUUCCACAAGCCCUCAGUGUCUUUUCUGGGGUUUGUGUUGGCUGAGGGGGAGGUCCAGAUGGAUCUGGUGCUACUCCUCCUGGACCCCAGCCGGCAGUUUGUGGUCAGGGUGGACGCAUCUGAUAUUGACGGUGGAGCCGUCCUUUCUCAAGUCCCCCCCUCUGAUGAAGCUCUCACCCCUGAACGCAAUUACGGCAUUGGUGACCGCGAGCUGGUGGCUGUUAAAGUGGCCCUGGAGGAGUGGUGUCUUUCGUUGGAGGAGGUGUCGCUGCCAAAUUUGGUUCUUAUAGAUCACAAGAACUUAGAGUCGAGAGGUGAGUUUGGCAACGUGGUGAGAAACACAGACACAAACAGAGACAACAAGUUGGACUGA